Messenger RNA from Penicillium manginii, 1680 nucleotides. Its product is annotated as putative histone acetyltransferase Spt10. Bases 1 to 1680 code for a protein of 559 amino acids. Gene Ontology annotation, molecular function: acyltransferase activity, transferring groups other than amino-acyl groups. The transcript has 2 exons. Lineage: Eukaryota; Fungi; Ascomycota; Eurotiomycetes; Eurotiales; Aspergillaceae. The record is from RefSeq and is a predicted model, not a curated record.
AUGUCUGAGGUUCAAGCAGAUGCAGAAGUCGUAUCAACAGGUCCCGAGCCGGAGUAUCCUGCGCUGGCUCCUCGACAGGUUACCCUUCGUGAUCGGGUGACGGUGGCGACUCUAGUGCCCUUCGCCUCCGCGGACGAUGUACCCCGGCCGUUACUGAAGUAUCUCUCCGAUCAAUUUAACAAGGAAAUUGAAAAGGGAGAUACUUAUGCCAUGUCCGAACCGAUUCCAUUGGCCCAAUUUGGCCGAUAUUGGUUCUCUAGUUUUGGCGUGGUGAUGUUACUCGGCGAUAUCGAGAGUGCGGAGCAGACGCACUCUAUGGACCGGGCCGGUGCCAAUUGGACCAAAAUUUGUCUCGGUGGCUUUCACAUUCGUCCCAAUUACCCCGGUAGGAGUAGUCAUGUCUGCAAUGGUACCUUCAUCGUGACAGAUGCUGCUCGAAACAAGGGUGUUGGUCGACUAAUGGGCGAGUCAUACCUGGAAUGGUCUCCUCGACUGGGAUACACAUAUGCUGUUUUCAACUUGGUUUACGAAUCUAACGUUGCAUCCUGUCGCUUGUGGGACUCGCUGGGUUUCAAGCGUAUCGGCAGAGUCCCUGGUGGAGGUCAGCUGAAGUCACAGCCCGGCGAGUAUGUCGACGCAAUUAUAUAUGGCCGUACGCUUAGUCUUGAUGGCGAGGACUCUGUCUCACAGGAUCGGUUCGAGAAGAUUCGCUACUAUCUCAAGCAUUCAAAGUAUCCUCGUGGUGCAGAUCGAGCCGAAAAGAGUCGACUCCGUAGUGCGGCCACUCAUUACAAGCUCACGGGUGGCGAGGAUGGCGAACCGGAAAGACUUAUGCUCAAAGAUAAGGAAGUAGUAUCAGACCCACAGCAGCAAUAUGAGAUUGCACAGGAGGUUCAUUUGAAGCAACAUGCUGGAAUCAACAAGACCACAGCAGCAAUUGCCAUCAAAUAUCACUGGGUUCGGAUCAAAGAGACCGUCAACAGAGUGAUUCGAGACUGUCCGCAAUGCAAAGAGACACUCAAACUGCCACCAAUUCCCGGCACUAAGGACGAGGAUUCGUCUCCUUCAGUUGGGGCAUCGGAUGUGCCCGAUCAAAGUAUGGAGAUUGAUCACUCAAAGCAGGCGAUUGAAAUUCCACAGGAUAUGGAUGAAGCACCGGAUGAGUCUCCCAGUCAUAAUCCUUUUAUGAACCCUCAGCCUCCUGCGACCGUUCCUGGGGCGGUGCAUCCCAUGGCGAACUUCAAUCAAAUGCCUCUCGAUCCUCAAAUCAUGCUGCAGCAGCAAGUUCGACGCCAGCAACAGCAACAGCAGCAGCAGCAGCAGCAGCAGCAACAUCAUCACCACCACCAACAACACCAACAACACCAACAACACCAACAACACCAACAGCAACAUCAGCAACAUCAGCAACAUCAGCAGCAGCAGCAGCAGCAGCAGCAUGCCAUGGCCGGUGGAUUCGCCCCGGUUCCACAUAUGAACAUUUCCAAUUUUGAUGAUUUAAUGCGUUAUCACACAGCGAACAAUGCCUAUCAAAUGAUGGUUGAUGACGGCUCCGACCCUUUUCGACAGGAGGUGCUUGGGUUGAUGAACCCACCUUCCCACGACUUGCAACAUGAUGCAGAGCUACUCGCUAAGUACGAGUAUGGCAGUCCAUCGGAAGGAAAUUAUGACUUUACUUAA